AUGAUUGAACCUGCCGGGUUGAUUUAUCCUCCAGUAGCUCCAGUUGAUCAUGAUGACACCUUCGCUGUUCCUGAUGUUGGCUUCUACCCUCACAGUGGUGGGACAGGUGGUAGUAUGCACGUAGGUCCAAAUGAUCCACGCUUCUUUCCUACAAAUCCUUCUACUCCUUUUGGUGACCUUGGGAGUGUUCCGCCCGGUAGACGCUAUGAUCCAAUUGGCACGCCCGGUGUUCCAGGAUUUGAACCAUCUCGCUUUGUGAGGUAAGUUGGCUUUUCUUAACAUUUUCUAUAGACCCACUUUAUGCUUGGCAACCGGUAAGGCUCAAGAUGGCCUGUUAUUGUAUCUGAUACUAUCGCUUUAGAAAGGUUUGUUGUCUCAAGUAAGAAACAAACCGUUCUUAUAGUUCAUUUUUUUCGCGUUGAUUGCUAACUCACAUCCAAUGCAACAUCUAGCACAAUACAAAUUUCUAUAUAUUCUAAUUUAUUUCUUAAGCAAGACCCAGUGCAGCCAAGAGGACAGUUUUGUCGUGUUUAGUUUAUCAUUAUGUAAAAUAUUUUGGGUACUUGCUCUGUUGACUGGCCUUAUGUUGAAUAGUUUUGAUAUUCCAGUUUAUAAUUUCGAGUUUUUGACCCUGGUUCCUUGUAUAUAGUGUGAAGGAUUUCUUCUCUGAAGAACAGACCAGGAAUUAUAAAGAUUUGCACAAGAAUUUUACGGACUUCAUUCAUAUCCUGAACUUAAGCUUAUUGGCUGAAUUGAAUGGUAAGGAUGCUGCUGCCGCCCAGAAUCCUAAUGUUGAGAGCAGUUCGUCAAUAAACAGGUAUUUCUAUGCUCGGUUUUAAACUUGUGGCAUGUCCCAUCUCCAUCUUUGACACUAAAAAUAAGACUAAGUUCCUGUUUAUCUCAUCGCAAACAAAUAAUCUAGUAUACUGCCCUCUGUAAUUACUUCCAUGUUGCACUUUUACUUGGUACAAAUGAAUUAAUAUCAUUAUUUAGGGAAUUCUGGAUUUUAUGGUAAUAUUCUGAUGAUUUUCCUCCUUUGCCUAAAGUUUAACUUCCAAAGCUUUUCUGUUGUAGCCGACCCCAUUUUUUAAUAAUUCCCUAACACGUGGCCCUUCUCCUUGCAGUUCUGGAAAUGUUAUGUUCGAAAACCCA
Molecule: messenger RNA, 1152 nt
Organism: Aegilops tauschii subsp. strangulata
Lineage: Eukaryota; Viridiplantae; Streptophyta; Magnoliopsida; Poales; Poaceae
Source: RefSeq, a predicted model, not a curated record